AUGACUGAACCUAUUGACUUAUUUGGAAUUUCGUUAUACCCAAAUGAAAUUAUACCAUGUUCUCUCUUGAAAGAAUUAUUUGUUCGUUUUCAAGAUGAAAUUAAUAAAAAGAUUCAACAAGAAAUAUCAUAUAACCAACAACCUUCAUUGCAAACUCAACUCAUUCAAUCAAAUAAUGAAAUUAAAGAAAUACGAUCUGAGCUUAUCAGUUUAAAAGACCAAUUUCAUCAAAUUAAAACACAACAACAUGAAAUAAUAAUUCAAAAUGAUUCUGUUCAUUCAAUAACACAAACACCUAAUACUCAACAAGACAAAUCAAACCCAACUCAAAUUAAACAAUUAACAAAUAACCAAAUUUAUAAAACAAAACUUCCCAGUGAAGAACCUCUUUCAAUUGGAAUAAAAGAAAAUAUUCCAAGUAAACAUAAAAAUGAUAUUAAAACAUCCAAAAUAAUACCAACCGUUACUAAGUUGGGACCUUCAACAAUAAAUAGACAAAGAGAUGAGUUACCUACUAAUACUUAUUCAGGACCAUUUCUCUAUCCACCUUCUGAUGUUCAACAAGAAGUAGAAAAUAAUCUAACUUUACCCCCUUUUAAGGAAACAUUUCAAAAUGAAAGUCACUUUCUUUUUUCUAAUCAUUCAUUUUAUUCUGAACCUCUUUACUCUUAUCAACCUUCACAACCUUCUUAUUCUAACUUUUUAACUAACUCUCCAGUAAAUAUACAAAUACCAACAUCAGAUAUAAUUGAACACAGUUUACAAAAUGAAUUAUAUAAAUCUAUUCCAUCAUCAGAAACAACUGAUAAAGUAUUAAAUUAUAUACACAAUUCUGUCACUUUUUUUAAAAAUUAUACUGGCAAAAGUUCAUAUAAAAUAUUGUUUGAUUCGAACAAACUUAAAGAAACAAAUUCAUUUCCAUCACAAAUCUUUUAUGAAAGAUGUAAACGUAUAAAAAAAAUAGCUAUAUUUAUAUGUUGUGAUGAAUAUUUAUUUGGAGUGUAUCAUCACAGCCAACUUAUUCCAAGUGGUUCAAUUAUUGGAUCAUCAGAUUUUAUGUUUUCUAUUAAAUCACCAAAACUUCCUGGAUAUAAUAAAUUUGACAUUUCUUCAAAAAGAGUAAAUAAAAUGUUUCUCUUUGACAAUAAUAACCCAACUGAUAGAAACAAAUUAUUUGAAAUGGAAUUUAAAUUUGGGUCAAUGAUCAUUUAUUCACCCCCAGAUGAAUGUUUACAUAAUGAAAUUAACUUAAUUGCAAAUACUGUAGAUAAACAAAUGGCAAUUGAUUCUUGUAUUCCAAAAUCACCAUUUAAAGCCGAUAGAAUAAUAAGUGUUUCAUUUGAUAUAUGA
Molecule: messenger RNA, 1350 nt
Organism: Entamoeba dispar SAW760
Lineage: Eukaryota; Evosea; Mastigamoebida; Endamoebidae
Exons: 1
Coding region: 1-1350 (449 amino acids)
Source: RefSeq, a predicted model, not a curated record